This is a messenger RNA of Naegleria gruberi, 1164 nucleotides long. RefSeq lists its product as uncharacterized. The transcript has a single exon. NCBI's taxonomy places the organism in Eukaryota, Heterolobosea, Eutetramitea, Acrasida, Naegleriidae. Bases 1 to 1164 code for a protein of 387 amino acids. The record is from RefSeq and is a predicted model, not a curated record. Gene Ontology annotation, molecular function: hydrolase activity.
AUGGAACGUUCUCUGUUUGUUAUCCUCCUCGGAUUGCUCGUUGCAGGCUUGGCAAUCAAUUAUAAUUCCAAAUAUUCGACAGAGGUUUUUGCCUUUAGAUCGGUAUUUAAUGGACUUGUUUAUUUCAACAAAUAUUUUGGUAUGAAGGAAGGUGAUCCUACAACACAAAUGUAUGGUGUAACCACUCAAAAUUGGAAACAUUUAUCUGUGGAAGCUCAAACUUAUUUCAACUUGAUCCGUUUUAACAAUGCUAAAAAAGUUAAUGAUCCUGUUAUUUUACGUCAAAAUGUGAAUUUAAAUAUGGCUCCUCCUAUUAGUCUUUAUAAUGUAUUGGAAAAGGAAGAAGUGUCAUCACUCCGUAAUUCAAAAUUUGUUAAACUUCGUGAUAGUUUUUAUUUGGAUUUUGGAAAAUCAAAGACUGCCAAGACAAUGUUGUUGAUUCAUGGUGGAGGUGGAUUUGCUGGAGUUCAUGAUGGUUUGCAAAUCAGAUCUAUUGUAGAAUUCAUGUCAAAUCGUUUGAAUAGUUCAUUGUUAAACAUUCUUUCUGUAAAUUAUAGAAAGAUGCCUCUCACUGAUGUUGAAAAGAAAGACAAUAAGAAUUUUGCUUCCAGUUUUUCCGAGCAAGUUAAUGACGCUUUGGAAGCUUACAAAUGGCUCAUAAAUGAAAAGAAUGUCAAUGCUAAGGAUAUAGUUAUUAUGGGUGACUCAUUUGGAGCUGGUAUUGCUUCUUCACUUUUGCUUCGUAUAGCUGAAGAUCAACAAUUGGAUAUGCCUUCAUCUGCCAUCCUUAUUUCAGGUGUAUACGACCUGAGCGGACAAAUGGCUGCUUCAACAAUGAAUGAAAAGAAUAACCUCUUGUGUACACGUGAAUUGUUGGCUGUCAUGGAAAAACUUUAUAAGACUGAAACUAAUCUUUCCCCAUUGAAUACAUGGAAAAAUGCUAACAAGAGAGUUCACUCAACCAAAUUAUUGGCCGUCUACAGUAAGGACGAAGAGUUUACUGCUGAAAGUGUCAAGUUUUUGGAAGUUUUGAAUGAAAUUGAGCACCCAUCUGUCAAGGUAAUUGUUGAUGAAAUGAUGCCACACAUUUAUCCAUUGUUGAGCUAUUAUAUUCCUGAAGCCAGAGCAACAAUGCAACGUAUUAUCGAUUUUAUUGAUGAAUAA